This is a messenger RNA of Gambusia affinis (western mosquitofish), 2141 nucleotides long. RefSeq names its product interferon-induced protein 44-like. The coding region runs from base 155 to 1501 and encodes 448 amino acids. Gene Ontology annotation, molecular function: GTP binding. The record is from RefSeq and is a predicted model, not a curated record. The transcript has 8 exons. Lineage: Eukaryota; Metazoa; Chordata; Actinopteri; Cyprinodontiformes; Poeciliidae.
GGCCAGUACAGGAAGUGUGAGUUUUUAAGUUUCAUUUCUUCUGCGAGGAGCGAGGGACUCAUCCUUUGGUUGACCUGCCUUUAACCAAAUAUCUGAAGAAUAUAAAGAAGAUUCAAACUUGAGUUUAUUCUAAAAGUUGAGAUCAGUAGCUCAGAUGGCCACUCUGAACCCACUGCUCUCCAGGAACCAUCAGAGAAUCAUCUGCUCUCAACUGGGAAAUGUCAAACUGAAGCUGCUCUACAAAGCCACCGUCCACGGCUUUACUGGUGCUGCCUUCCACCAGAGAUGUGACAACCGGGCGCCCACUGUGUCUGUGGGCUACAACACCACUGGUUAUGUGUUUGGAGGCUACGCCAACCAACCAUUCACUCAGACUGGACAGUGGGUGAACGAUAACCAGGCUUUUGUUUUUAGUUUUACUGGUGGAAAACUCCAGAAAUACCCCUGUAUUAAUGCUCCAAAUGCACUCCUAAUGCGAGGAAACUCUGGUCCUAAUUUUGGAAACGUACUGGUUCUUAUCAAUGGAAACCAACAAGUGAUACACAGCGCUCCGGGGAAUUAUUACAACUUCAAUGCUGCAGAAAUGCAUGGAAAUGACCUGAAGCUGACUGAAUGUGAAGUUUACCAGGUGGAAGAAUCCACUGAACUUGAGAAGCCCUGGAGGACUGUCGUCUGGGAAUCUAAGAAGAGGACGGAGCUGAUGGAGAGCAUCAAAACCUACAAACCCACAGUCAGUUCUGUGUCCCAGGCUCGGGUUUUGCUCAUUGGACAGGUCGGAGCCGGAAAGUCCAGCUUCUUCAACUCCAUCAACUCUGUAUUCAGAGGUCAUGUCACCAGCCAGGCCAUCGCUGGCAGCUCUUCCACCAGCCUCACCACUCAGUUUCGGACCUACUCUGUGAAAGCUGGACGAGAAGGCAAACCCCUGCCAAUCAUCCUGUGUGACACCAUGGGCCUGGAGGAAAGCAAAGGGGCGGGGCUUGAUGUGGAGGACAUCAGCAGCAUCCUUAAGGGACAUAUGCCGAAUUGUUACCAGUUCAACCCCACUGCUCCUCUUCAUACUGAGUCUCACGGCUAUCGCAAGUCUCCGGCCCUCAAAGACAAGAUCCACUGUGUGGCUUAUGUUAUUGAUGCCACCAAGGUCUCCAUUAUGCCACCAAAGCUGGAGGAGAAGAUGGAAGUCAUCCGCAGAAAGGUUAACCUGUUGGGGAUUCCUCAGCUGGUUCUGCUCACUAAAGUGGAUGAAGCUUGUCCUUUGGUGAAAGACGAUCUGAGAAACAUCUAUAACAGCGGAUACAUCAAGGACUUAAUGGAGGAGGUCAGCGUCAGGGUGGGCGUGCCGCUGUCCUGCGUUGUUCCAGUCAAGAACUACAGCGGGGAGCUGGAGCUGGACUUGAACUGCGACAUCCUGGUACUCAGCGCCGUCGUCCAGAUGCUCCGGUUCGUCGAUAACCACUUCGAUGACCUCAGUGACCGACUGAGCAGCGCCGAAUGCCACGAUUAAGAAUCUGUAUUAUCAAAACCUGACAGCUCAGGCUUAUCCGUAUGUCCAGGUGUAUCAGUAUUUCUGCCUUUAUCCAAAACAACUGUAGAGUUUUACAUAUUCAAUGCAGCUGAAUAUAUUUUCCUUAUGCAGAUUGACUGCAAGCAUUUCUUUUUGUGAGUUUUGGUCUUGGGAAGUUUCACUACGAUCCCACCUAGAAAUGACUUUACAACUUCAGUUUGAUAAUUUUGUUUCUCAUUGGUUCUUGGACGUCUUUAAAUGGUGGCAUGAUGUUUUAAAAGUUUAUUCUGAGGGUUUGGAUGUAGAUUAUGUUGUUAAACUCCAGGAAAACAUAGCAAAUAUAUCUGCAUGAAACUAAAGCAAACUCUAAUUAGUAAAGAUUAGCCAGAUUAGCUUGCAUGUAUAAAGAUUUGCUGAUAUUUGACUUUCCUGGAUUCCCUAGAAUGUUGCAAAAUGGCGACUCUAGUUUUUCCUCUGUAUCUUUGUUUGGUCCACCCAAGUGUUGUUGUUUACAGUUUACUUACUUAGGCUUUUUUUGAGUUAAAAAAACAAUCUGAGACAGAUUUGAGUUAUUACAUGCAAGUGUCAGUUUAUACAAGAUGGAAAAAAUGCAUACACUAAUAAAAAUGUUGAGAAAGCA